Molecule: messenger RNA, 1212 nt
Organism: Grosmannia clavigera kw1407
Lineage: Eukaryota; Fungi; Ascomycota; Sordariomycetes; Ophiostomatales; Ophiostomataceae
Product: NADH:flavin oxidoreductase NADH oxidase
Exons: 2
Coding region: 1-1212 (403 amino acids)
Molecular function (GO): FMN binding; NADPH dehydrogenase activity
Source: RefSeq, a predicted model, not a curated record
AUGUCCUCCGCUAAUGGCGCCCUCGUGCCGCUGAGCAAGUCGGCUCUCUUCACACCCCUCGCUGUCGGCCGGUUGGCCGUGAAGCAUCGCAUCGUGCAGGCGCCCUGCACGCGCAUGCGCUGUGAUGUCGUCGAUGGCGUCAAUGUGACGGGUCCGCGCAUGGUCACAUACUACGGCCAGCGUGCAUCCGACGGCGGCCUGCAGAUCUCCGAGGCCACCGACAUCUGCACCAAUGCGAGCGCCUACCCUCGCGUGCCUGGUGUUUAUGCACCGGCCCAGCUGGCCGGCUGGCACGCUGUGACCGAUGCAGUGCACGCCAAGGGCGGCCUGAUUGUGGCCCAGCUGUGGCACACUGGCCGGGCCUCCGGGUCGGUGCUCCGUGGCGGCGAACGCGGCUGGUCCUCGGGCGAGCUGCCUAUGGCUGGCAACUAUCUGGACGGUUCCUCCUGCGCAGACGACCCGCCGCGUGCCAUGACCGUCGACGAGAUCCACGGACUCACGGCUGAGUGGGCGGCUGCGGCCAAGCGGGCUGUCGAUCAAGCUGGCUUCGACGGCAUCGAGAUCCACGGCGCCAACGGCUACCUGCUUGAGCAGUUCUUGCACGACAACAUCAACAAGCGCACCGACGCCUACGGCGGCUCCGUCGAGAACCGCUGCCGCUUCCUGCUUGAGGUGCUCGCUGCUGUCUCGGCAGCCAUCGGUGCCGACCGCGUUGGCAUCCGCCUCUCGCCCUUCAACUACUUCCAGGACACCCACGACAGCGACCCCAACGCCCAUUGGACCUACCUCUGCAAGGCUCUGGCCGCCCUGCCAGCCGACCAGCGGCCAGCCUAUGUUCACAUGAUCGAACCCCGCUUCGACGAGGUGCUCAGCGAGCAGCAGAAGCUCGAGGCCCUCGCUGCUUACACUUCUUCUGACGGCAAGGCCGCCGCAGCUGCCGAGAAGAACUCCUUGACGCCCUUCCGCACAAUCCUUAAGGCUGCCGGUAUCCCCUUCCUCGCCUGCGGUACCGUCACCCGCGACACCGCCGCCAGCAUCGUCGAGGGCGGCGAUGCCGAGCUGGUCGGCUUUGGCCGCCAGUUCAUCUCUAACCCCGACCUGGUCAAGCGUCUGAGCGAGGGCCUGCCGCUUAACGCCUACGACCGCUCCACCUUCUACGGCGCUGACCCGCUGGAGAAGGGCUACAACGACUACCCGGAAUACAAGGCAUAG